This is a messenger RNA of Penicillium atrosanguineum, 675 nucleotides long. RefSeq names its product peroxiredoxin-like family protein. The transcript is spliced from 3 exons. The record is from RefSeq and is a predicted model, not a curated record. The coding region runs from base 1 to 675 and encodes 224 amino acids. Lineage: Eukaryota; Fungi; Ascomycota; Eurotiomycetes; Eurotiales; Aspergillaceae.
AUGACUGAAUCGGCACCGAAUGAAGCAAAUCCUGCGGAGUCACCAGUGACCGAGACGAAGCUCGAUCCCAAGGAUCUGGCAGCAGAAAAGUGCCCAUCAGCAGAGAAACUUCGCCAGAUCGAAGACUACACUGUGCUGGAUAAAGAGGGCAAUCGCGUCCUAGUGAUCUUUAUUCGUCACUUCUUUUGCGGGAGCUGCCAAGAGUUCGUUCGCGCCCUUGCAGGAUCGAUGAAGCCGGAAGACUUGCUUAAAUUGCCAGUCAGCACGUCCAUCGUCUUAGUAGGAUGCGGUGGCCCGGCUCUUAUUGAUCACUAUACCAAGGAAACGGGCUGCCCGUUCCCCAUCUACGCCGAUCCCACUAGAAAGCUCUACGCGGAUCUGGACUUGAUCACCUCGUACGCUCUGGGAGAGCGCCCAGAAUAUUUCCGCAUGGGCAUGGUGCGCCUCGUCGCGGACUCGCUGGCUCAAUCCCUUAGGCACGUUUCCAAUGGGCUCAUAACCAAGGCGGGUGAUUCCAGUCAAAAUGGCGGGGAAUUCUUAUUUGAGUCUACGGGCGAAGACGACAAGCAGGUUACGUGGUGCCACCGCAUGACCAACACGCGAGACCACUCGUCGAUUCCGGCAGUGGCACGCGUUCUUGACUCGGAGGGCAGCGUGCUGCAAAUGAAGAACUAG